AUGUUGGAUGGGGAUGAUUCCUUCGAUCAUCUCUUCAAAGUGGUGUUGAUUGGCGACAUGGGGGUGGGGAAGACGUGCUUAGUACAAAGGUUCCGCAACGGAGUAUUUUUGGAAAAACAGGGAACAACAAUUGGGGUCGACUUUAAUGUGAAGACAUUAGUGGUGGAAGACAAAAGCAUCAAACUUCAAGUUUGGGACACUGGGGGUCAAGAACGGUUCAGAACGAUUACUCAAAGUUACUAUCGUUCAGCUCACGGAAUAGUUCUCUGCUACGAUAUAACUUGUCGGCAAUCAUUCGAAUCUCUUCAUCGAUGGAUCGAAGAUGUAUCCAAAUUCGCUGUCCCGAACGUAGCCAAGGUCUUAGUCGGUUUGUUAGAAAAAGGUGAUUUAUUCUGCUUUAGGAACAAAAGCCGAUUUGGAAGAUCGGAGAAUGGUGGAGUUCGACGAAGGCCUUUCCCUCUCCAAAGCCCAUAACAUGAUCGGAUUCUUCGAAGUUUCUUCCAAGAACAAUGUAAAUGUAGAUUCUGUGUUCUUUGAAAUGGCGUUGCAAUUGAAGAGCCAAUACGAUGUGGGACGAUUGCAGGACAAUGGAUACGGGCAAUUCAAACUCAGUUAUCCCGAAACAAUGGCCAUUACCGGUGGAUGGCGGAGUUGUUGUGGAUUAUAA
Messenger RNA from Bursaphelenchus xylophilus (pine wood nematode), 667 nucleotides. The record is from the annotation of a GenBank genome assembly. NCBI's taxonomy places the organism in Eukaryota, Metazoa, Nematoda, Chromadorea, Rhabditida, Aphelenchoididae.